AUGCUCCCUGCUAAGCGAAACAAGGUCGACAUCAGUAAACUGAGCGAGCAAGAGCAGUUGCUUUUCGCAAAAUAUGGGAAGCUUCCUACCCAUAAGAAUACGCUCAUGAAGAUGCAAAAGGACCGAAAGUACUUCGACUCUGGAGACUAUGCUCUUUCCAAGGCUGGCGUGACAUCGCAGGAAUCGGUUGGGACAACGAUUCCGAAUCCAGAAAACAUUCCGCAUGCCUCCUCGCCGCCGACUAACGGCAGUAUGCAAUCUCUUUCGACUUCUCCUACCAAUCCUACGAGCCCAAUAAACAAGGAAACAUCCGAAGCGACGCCCGAAGAGGCCGCGCCCAGCCUGGACACGACAACAACUGGGGAGGAUCAGCAAGCAAUGAACACCGCCGAGUGA
Molecule: messenger RNA, 396 nt
Organism: Lentinula edodes (shiitake mushroom)
Lineage: Eukaryota; Fungi; Basidiomycota; Agaricomycetes; Agaricales; Omphalotaceae
Product: camp-regulated phosphoprotein/endosulfine conserved region-domain-containing protein
Exons: 4
Coding region: 1-396 (131 amino acids)
Cellular component (GO): cytoplasm
Molecular function (GO): protein phosphatase inhibitor activity
Source: RefSeq, a predicted model, not a curated record